This is a messenger RNA of Drosophila willistoni, 1139 nucleotides long. It is a transcript of the gene Taf8, whose product is annotated as transcription initiation factor TFIID subunit 8. Gene Ontology annotation, biological process: transcription initiation at RNA polymerase II promoter. The record is from RefSeq and is a predicted model, not a curated record. Gene Ontology annotation, cellular component: transcription factor TFIID complex. Bases 82 to 1047 code for a protein of 321 amino acids. NCBI's taxonomy places the organism in Eukaryota, Metazoa, Arthropoda, Insecta, Diptera, Drosophilidae. Gene Ontology annotation, molecular function: protein heterodimerization activity. The transcript is spliced from 4 exons.
AUUUUGACAGUUGGCAACUCUAGUAUUUAUAUACGACCGACUGUUUUCAACAAUUAAAAGAUUUUAUUUUUUAAGUUAAGAAUGGAUAAAGUAGAGACGGUUACCACACCAAAUGUCGAUGCUCACCGACGCAUAAUAAACAAAGCCGUUUCCCAGUUGCUACAGGAUAAAGGAGCCAGUCAAGCCAGCCUCCAAUGCCUAGAGACGCUAACUCAAAUGCUACAGGCCCUAAUUGUUGAGAUUGGCAACUCGGCGCACAACUAUUGCGAGCUCAGUGGUCGUACCUUGCCCACUGUAGGCGAUGUUAGCCUGGCCCUGAUCAAUAUGGGCAUCAACAUAAGCAGCCUUGAACCUCAUUUGCGCCGUGAAACGCACACUCCCAUUCCCCUACCGCCGCAACAGAUGCAACAACGACAAUUGAGCUUGCUGCAGGCGGGUAGUAAAUCAUCUCAUCCACACUAUGUACCCAGCUACUUUCCAGCUAUGCCCGAUCCACAUGCCUAUAUAAGGACUCCGACCCACAAGCAGCCGGUAACAGAAUACGAGGCCAUUAGAGAGAAAGCAGCGUGCCAGAAGCGGGACAUUGAGAAGGCUCUCACUAAAUUUUUAUGCAAAACCACGGAAACGAACAAUCUUUUUCCCACCGAAGACAAUAUGUUUCCUUUAAUUGCAUCUAAACCCUCCUUUCCACCCUAUGCCGCAGCACUGAAUCCAACAGAUCAGGUCUUUGACUUUGAGGAGCUGGAGUAUCAUUAUUUAGUAGCCAAUCGUACGGAGGAUGUGCCCAGUAAAGAAGACGGUGAGGAUGGUGACAGCGAUCAAGAGGAUUUGGAAGGUGAUAAGUCCAAAGAAGAAAAACCCGAGCUAGAAAUCAAACCCAACUCCACAACCAAUAAAGCUAUUUUAGAGAACCCCAACAUAGACAAUCCAUAUCUACGUGCUGCCACAUUGCCUAAGCGAUCCAAAUUGGGUCCCACACCUAUGGCCAGUCGCAAUAUGAUGACCACAACGCCAUCAAUUUUAGAGAUAACCAAAAACAAUAUUUAAUUAGAUCCUAAGUUCAGAGAACUGCACAUAAAGAUAAUAUCCGAUUUGGAUUAUUUUUAUUAAAAGCAUGGACAAGUUACAUUUACUAAAAA